AUGUGUUCAAAGAGUAGCCACAACUGCUUAGUUUCUUUUGUUUGUUGUUUGGUUCUGGCAGGUGAGAAGCCAGGGACGGAGCAAGAUGAAGUUAAGCUGCAGAAUGCCAGCAAGCAGAUUGUGCAGACUGCUAUCCUUCUAGCAGUACAGCAAGUUUCCCAGGAGAGCCAGCAAAAGGAGAAGCGGACAAACAGCAGCAUGAGCCUCCAGCUGGAAAGAGGAAAAUUGACCAAGAAGCAUGAAAAAAAGUAA
Molecule: messenger RNA, 252 nt
Organism: Chaetura pelagica (chimney swift)
Lineage: Eukaryota; Metazoa; Chordata; Aves; Apodiformes; Apodidae
Gene: AKAIN1
Product: chromosome unknown open reading frame, human C18orf42
Exons: 1
Coding region: 1-252 (83 amino acids)
Source: RefSeq, a predicted model, not a curated record